Molecule: messenger RNA, 1218 nt
Organism: Prorocentrum cordatum
Lineage: Eukaryota; Dinophyceae; Prorocentrales; Prorocentraceae
Source: the annotation of a GenBank genome assembly
AUGGGCGCCUCAAUGCCCAAGCCGGUGGAAGCUGCUGUGGUGGAAAGGCAUGCUGCUCGAGGAUGGACCGCGGCGGUUGCGGAGGUGAACGGCUGGCGCCCGAACAUGGAAGACGCCCACGUCGUGCACCUGGAGGACGACUGGGCAUUCUUCGGUGUCUUCGACGGCCACAGCGGGCAGGCCUGCUCCGCCUUUGUGUCGCGGAGGUUCAGGGAGGAGCUGAGCCAGAGAGGUUGCCCAGAGGACGACGCCUCGGUGAAGAGCCUGGUGCUGGGCAUCGACCGGGAGUUCUUGGCCAGCAAGCAGCCCGGUGGCUCUACGGGAACGAUGUGCAUCGUCCACAAGCCUAAGUGGCGCGGAGGUCGGCACCUCCUACGCGUGGCCAACGUCGGAGACAGCCGGGUCCUCCUGGGGCGGCGGGAUGGCAGCAUCGUAGACGGAGGGGGCACGGACCAGGGCCUCACGAUGGACCACAAGCCAGACAUGCCUUCCGAGCGGGCGCGCAUCGAGAGGUGUGGAGGCACGGUGAGGUCGCCGGGGCAGUCGCUGGGGAACGUCGCUCGGGUGAACGGGGAGCUCUCCGUGUCCCGGGCCUUCGGCGAUUCCAAGCACAAGAGGACCGGAGGACCAGGUCCAGAGGAUCGGCCAAUCACGGCGGACCCGGAGCUGGCUCGCUUCGAGUGCGACGAGACGGACUUCUUGCUGCUCGUUUGUGACGGCAUGUCGGAGUGCUCGUUUCCAGCAGGUGAGGUGGUCAGGUUCGUGGCUGAGCGGCUCAACGCUGGCAUGGACGCAGGAGCGGCGGCCAGGCUCGCCUGCCUCGAGGCCAUACGGAGGGGUUCCAGGGACAACGUCACCUGUAUGGUUGUCCUGCUGACAGGCCCCAGUGCGAUCGAGACGGGGGUCGAGUUCGUCCCGGGCCCCAUCACCCACAUACACCGCAAGGGGUUCCAGAGCGCCUACCAGGAGAUGGCCCUCAGGGCGGGCCUCUCCCUGGCGCAGGCCGCCGCGCUCCGCUUCGAGGCGGCCCAGCGGGAGCUCGUGGAGGCCCCCACCGACGCGCUCCGGCACGAGCUCGCCAGCCUGGGCAGUCCGCAGGGCGCGCCCGGCAGCGCCGAGCGCCUGGCCUGGUUCGAGGCCUGGCUCCGGCGCGCGCCCCCGGCCUUCGGGGGCCUCCUUUGCGGCUCCGGCCUCCGGUCCGCAGACGCCGGCGCCUAG